This is a messenger RNA of Oncorhynchus nerka (sockeye salmon), 1589 nucleotides long. It is a transcript of the gene wdr45, whose product is annotated as WD repeat domain 45. Gene Ontology annotation, cellular component: cytosol; phagophore assembly site membrane; extrinsic component of membrane. Gene Ontology annotation, biological process: nucleophagy; autophagy of mitochondrion; protein lipidation. The record is from RefSeq and is a predicted model, not a curated record. The transcript is spliced from 10 exons. Lineage: Eukaryota; Metazoa; Chordata; Actinopteri; Salmoniformes; Salmonidae. Gene Ontology annotation, molecular function: protein binding; phosphatidylinositol-3-phosphate binding; phosphatidylinositol-3,5-bisphosphate binding. Bases 187 to 1347 code for a protein of 386 amino acids.
UCAUCUGCAGGAAAAAUAACAACAAAACAUUUCGUCACUGUGUAGCUUUGUUGGAGACAUUUUAACAGUGUCGAGCGCUUUUAAUCUUUAACUCGUGUUCUGCCCUCGCUUCAUGGGUGCCUAGCCCUGGGUUUUCUUCUAAGCUAUAUCUACCUGGUAACAUCAACCUAACGUCACUCCUCCAACAUGGCCCAACCGAGAGGAGUCAACAGUCUACAGUUCAACCAGGACCAGAGUUGUUUCUGUUGUGCCAUGGAAACCGGUGUCAGGAUCUACAAUGUGGAGCCUCUUAUAGAGAAGGGGCAUCUUGGUGAGUGGAAUUCAGACCUGUGGUACGAGCGAUCUGUGUGUUCGCAUACUGUGUGUGUGAUCAUCCUGUGCUUGUGUGUGUCAGACCAUGAGCAGGUGGGUAGUGUGGCCCAGUGUUCAAUGCUGCAUCGCUCCAACCUGCUGGCUGUAGUAGGAGGUGGAGUCAACCCCAAGUUCUCUGAGAUCUCAGUGUUGAUCUGGGAUGAUGCUCGGGAGGGGAGGGACCCCAAGGACAAGCUAGUGCUGGAGUUUACCUUUACCAAGCCUGUUCUGGCCGUACGCAUGAGACACGACAAGAUCAUCAUUGUGUUAAAGAACAGGAUCUAUGUCUACAGUUUCCCUGACAACCCUGUGAAACUGUUUGAGUUUGACACCAGAGACAACCCUAAAGGACUGUGUGACCUGUGCCCCAGUCUGGAGAAACAGCUGCUGGUCUUCCCUGGACAUAAGUGUGGAAGUCUACAGCUUGUGGACCUUUCCAACACCAAGCCUGGCACAUCGUCCGCCCCCUUUACCAUCAACGCCCACCAGAGUGAGAUCGCCUGCCUGGCGCUCAACCAGCCUGGCAGCGUCGCGGCCUCGGCCUCCCGCAAGGGUACCCUCAUCAGACUGUUUGAUACUACCACCAGAGACAAACUAGUGGAGCUGCGCAGAGGAACAGACCCUGCUACACUCUACUGCAUCAACUUCAGUCAUGACUCUUCGUUCCUGUGUGCCUCCAGUGACAAGGGCACUGUUCACAUCUUUGCUCUCAAAGAUACUAAACUCAACAGACGCUCAGCAUUGGCUCGCGUGGGGAAGGUGGGCCCAGUGAUUGGCCAGUAUGUGGACAGCCAGUGGUCAUUGGCCAGUUUCACCGUUCCGGCAGAGUGUGCCUGUAUCUGUGCGUUUGGGAAGAACACCUCUAAAAACGUCAACUCUGUCAUCGCUAUAUGUGUUGACGGGACGUUCCAUAAAUACGUGUUCACCCCUGAUGGUAACUGUAACCGAGAAGCCUUUGACGUUUACCUGGACAUCUGUGAUGAUGACGACUUCUAAGAGGAUGGAGAGAGGGAAGAAGGAGAGCGGGAGAGAGAGAGGGGGAGGGCAGGGGAGAAGAGACUUGGUGAUAAAUGUGAUAAUGGUAGGUUGGAUUUAGAAUCUGACAGAGGUGAAGCAGAUGUUGUACAGAACAAAAUACAGGUGUGUGAAAAGGGUCUGUUUAACGCGAUUGCCUCGUGUUCUUAUUGUAACCAAGUGUAUUUAAAAAUAUAUGAAGAUUAAAAACAUUUUUACGAUGA